Messenger RNA from Stylonychia lemnae, 624 nucleotides. The record is from the annotation of a GenBank genome assembly. NCBI's taxonomy places the organism in Eukaryota, Ciliophora, Spirotrichea, Sporadotrichida, Oxytrichidae.
AUGGCAUUUUAAAAGUUUCAACUCCUGUAUUUUACACUAGGUCUUUUGCUUGCAAUUGAUAAAUCCAGUUCAAUGUUUAUUGACUCAGGCUUUUUACUGAAAUAGUAACGAUAUACGACAUCUACUCCUGCUAAUUAUACUCUAAUAAAAGUUGGUGAUUGGCUUCAAACAACUGAUACAUUCCCAGGUUACAAACACUCAAAAUCAGGAUUUACAAAAAUAAACACAUUGAAAAAAUUUCCAGAAACUGAAGAGAAGGUACAGUGUCUUCAAUUUAUUUUUAGAGAUGAAUCGAAUUGCAGCAAUGAAAUCACAGUUACUCUUGACCAGUGCCUUCUUGUCAUAAUCAAACUAAAUAGAACCCAUCAAGUGGUUCGAGGAAUUAGGGCAGAUCAGAUAAGCUUAAGAGAUAGAUUUGUAAAGGAACUAAAUUCAAUAUCAUUGGAUCCAGUAGAAAGUUACAUUAGUGGAAUAGCAAGAGUAGAAAUAGAAAAGAGAAAGCUUUAUAGUAUAAAAACUGAUUUAGGAUAUUUUAUCUAGGAUAUGCUCAUUGUAUCUGAUGAAGAAGGAGAUUGCACAUAAAUAUUUGUUUAUGAGUCAAAUAUACAUAUUUUGCCAAGAUGA